ACGCUGAAUUUCUUGACGAGAACACGGAAGUAGCAUUGGAGACGACUUUGUCCAAUAUAUCUAUAACUAACCCAAGAUAGUUGAUCUGUGUCGUUUAGUGGGCGCAAAUGAAGCAUAGUGGAAAGAACGUGCAAGUAGGUGGGUGAAGCUACUACUGGCGUGUUGUAGAACGUUUUAGGGAACGCCUCCUCUGUGAAGUGCGCCUGUGCACAAACCCAUUCUGUCUGUAUUGAUGUUGCAUGUAAUUGUGUGGAGUAAAGAAUGACAUAGCCUACUGUCGGAACUAAAUUACCUACCUAACUCAUAUUCGACUGAAAAUGUAUCAACUACAGUUAUUGCGCGUGUUUUUACAUGAGCGUUUAACCGCGGCUGCUGUGGAGAUUUUCGGGGCAGUUGAGAAAACGGUAGUGGAGUACCAGGAGGAGAAUGAUCGGCUACGGAGACUGCUGUGGAUCACGCCAGAGAUAAAACAACGUAGAAUAGACUCCUUGCAGCUCUCUCUCGCUGUCUCUGAAGAGGAGGUUCUCCCUGAGCAGCAGCACUGUGAGCCUGAGUGGAGCCCCAGUCUGGAGCAGGAGGACCCCGAGCCCACACAGAUUAAAGAGGAACAGGAGGAAGUCAGGACCAGUCAGAAGGAAGAGCAGCUUCAAGGGCUGGAGGCUGAUAUCAUAGAGUUCCAAUUCACUCCUUCCUGUGUGAAAAGUGAAUGUGAUCAGGAGGACCCACUUUGGUCCUUGACUCUUCCCCAAACCCAGACUGUGGAAAACAAAGAGUGUGACUCUAUACCAGUGGAUCUCAAACCUUUUGGCACUGUGACUCACCCAAAGAGUCUCGCCAUUCCCCGUAACCCUCCAGACAAUGAUAACAAUGCCUCCAGCCACAGCUCAGCCAUAAGCAGAGACCCAGUAGCACUUGACAGCAGCCCACAAUUGGAUUCCAGCCCACCAUUGGAUCCCCACCCACCACUAGAGAAACUUUCUUCCAAACCCAGCAUCACGUCUAGAAAAACUCACCGCUGCUGUGACUGUGGUGAAAUGUUUGCUCAAAAAGCUGACCUGCUGAGUCAUGUAACUCUAAACAAGAAGAGACCCAGAGAAUGCUGCUUCUGCAGAACCUGUACACUGAAGGCCCAUGUCCGACUCUGUCACAUGGAGAAACCCUGCACCUGCCCUGAUUGUGGCAAGUCAUUCAAAUACAAAGGAGAUCUGUCCAGGCACAUGAGGAUUCACACAGGAGAGAAAUAUUUUAGCUGUGGUGACUGUGGGAAAAGUUUCAGUCUCAAGGGGAACCUAAUGAAGCAUAAACUGACUCACACAGGAGCAAAACCUUUUAGCUGUGGUGACUGUGGGAAGAGCUUCAAUCGGAAGGAGAACCUAACCAUGCAUAUACGUACUCACACAGGAGAGAAGCCAUUUAGCUGUGUCGACUGUGGGAAAAGCUUCAGUCUCAAGGGGAACCUAAUGAAGCAUAAACUGACUCACACAGGAGCAAAACCAUUUAGCUGUGGUGACUGUGGGAAGAGCUUCUCUGUCAAGGGGAACCUAACCACGCACAAGCUGACUCACACAGGGGAAAAACCAUUUACCUGUGGUGACUGUGGGAAGAGAUUCACUCAUAAGGCUUAUCUGCUGAAGCACGUCCACAAAGAAAGAAAAUAUGAAGAAAACUGAAAGAAAAAUGUAAUUAAGACAUAGAGAUCUGUCAGUAGAUGGCAAUAAAAAGGCAGGAUUUGGACAACACUUUUAGGAAAAGCAAAGCAAAUCUGGAUCAUUAAUGCUGUGGGUUUCAGAUAAAUAGAUCUAUGAUGGAUACUUUUGUAAUACGUAUGUAAAUAAAGUUUGAUUUAACUUGAAUGAUGACUGUAAGUGUGUGGAGACAUUUUCCUUCCAGCACCUUCACUAAUCUAUUGGUUGUGCGGUAGAUUCUGCCUAUUAUCUACAUGGAAUUUUCAUCACAUGUAAAAUAUAUAGAAUAAUCAAAUAAGAUUUGAAAAAAAAAAAUAAUGUUGAAUGAUAUAUCUGUAAAACAUGAUCCUAAAUAUAACACGUCAAUUUAGUGAAUAGCAUUGGUGUUUAAUAUGAAGCUUUCAGCAUGAAAUCUCUUUUAUCUUUUGACUUUUAUUUAUCUUACUAUGUCUUUGUUUUAAAUGUUUUAGCGCAGUUGUGAAAAAAGUCGAUAGUUGGAAGAGUUGCAGAGGGAAUUGAAAAUAAUGCCAUUGUUAAUUAAUACUUUUUUUUGGUAUUAAUUAGGCUAUUUUCUCUUGAAACAUAUGGUCUCUACUAGAAACUCAUGGACAAUAUGGACACAGAUAUAAAAAAAAGUAAUACUUUAUAUUAUUAGACAUUUUAAGUUAUUCAAAGUCAAAUGUAUUCAAGUAUAAAUUACCAUAGAUUGCCAUAGAUUACCUGUUUAAUUACCAAAAAUGAUGGUAACACUGGUAAUUUACCGGUAGUUUUACAACCCUAGGCCAGACUGCUGUUAUUGAUACAUUAAAUAUAUGCUUUCCAGAAAAGGGCUCCUUCC
Oncorhynchus keta (chum salmon) is the source of this 2523-nucleotide messenger RNA. RefSeq names its product gastrula zinc finger protein XlCGF57.1-like. The record is from RefSeq and is a predicted model, not a curated record. The transcript is spliced from 3 exons. Gene Ontology annotation, biological process: regulation of transcription by RNA polymerase II. Gene Ontology annotation, molecular function: RNA polymerase II cis-regulatory region sequence-specific DNA binding; DNA-binding transcription factor activity, RNA polymerase II-specific. Bases 318 to 1670 code for a protein of 450 amino acids. Lineage: Eukaryota; Metazoa; Chordata; Actinopteri; Salmoniformes; Salmonidae.